AUGUUACCGCCGUACGUGCUGCUCCUGCUACCCCUGCUCGUCGCAGCGCAGGUGGGACCGCAAGCGACGAGCACGCUCGCCCGAGAGACGAGGCGCGACGACGGCUCGCCGGAUGCCCUCGACCUGAUCGGAGAAGGCUUCCUGGACGUCGUCGAUAUACUUCUGCCCGCCUCCAAAUCCCACGACAAUCCGGAAGAGCGUAAGAAGAAACUCAAGCUGAACAAAUACGUUCUGCCCUUAAUCGUCGGAUUCGUACUGAUAAAGUCGAUUCUGCUGCCGAUCGCAUUGAAGGCAUUGGCUGUUUUGAGCGGGAAAGCGGUCGUAUUGAGCCUGAUGAGUUUGAUAUUGGCGGCCAUAGUUGGGCUGAAGAACGUUGCCAAGAAGGAGAGUCACCACGACGAGUAUAACAAGCACAGACGGCAGGACGUUUUCGAUUUCAUGAGCGACGAGCAGGAAUUGGAGCCUUACAGAUACUACAAGGAACGACGUAGAAAGAAGUGA
Molecule: messenger RNA, 501 nt
Organism: Dinoponera quadriceps
Lineage: Eukaryota; Metazoa; Arthropoda; Insecta; Hymenoptera; Formicidae
Gene: Osi13
Exons: 2
Coding region: 1-501 (166 amino acids)
Source: RefSeq, a predicted model, not a curated record